AUGUCCGCGCUCAUGCUGGCGGUGCCCACCCCCAUGCCAAGAAGACCUUACAUUUUGUUUUGUCUCCAUGUAGUUAACGGAGGUUGGUCGAGUUGGGGCGGAUGGUCUAGCUGCAGCGUGACGUGUGGGUCCGGGAGCCAGUCUCGUAGUAGAACCUGCACCAACCCUGCACCAGCCUUCGGAGGGGCGAACUGUGCCGGGCAGUCUCGAGAGACACGGCAAUGCAACGCGGGGUCUUGUCCAGUUAACGGAGGUUGGUCGAGUUGGGGCGGAUGGUCUAGCUGCAGCGUGACGUGUGGGUCCGGGAGCCAGUCUCGGAGUAGAACCUGCACCAAUCCUGCACCAGCUUACGGUGGGGCGAACUGUGUCGGGCAGUCUCGGGAGACACGACAAUGCAACGCGGGGUUUUGUCCAGUUAACGGAGGUUGGUCGAGUUGGGGCGGAUGGUCUAGCUGCAGCGUGACGUGUGGGUCCGGGAGCCAGUCUCGGAGUAGAACCUGCACCAACCCUGCACCAGCCUUCGGAGGGGCGAACUGUGUCGGACCCGCUCAGGAAACACGACAAUGCAACGCUGGGUCUUGUCCAGAGGUGUCUGAAGGGACGAGUUGGGGCGGAUGGUCUAGCUGCAGCGUGACGUGUGGGUCCGGGAGCCAGUCUCGGAGUAGAACCUGCACCAACCCUGCACCAGCCUUCGGAGGGGCGAACUGUGCCGGACCCGCUCAGGAAACGCAGCAAUGCAACGCGGGGUCUUGUCCGGUUGACGGUGGUUGGUCCGACUGGGGCGCAUGGUCUAACUGCAGCGUGACGUGUGGAGUCGGGACGGAAACUCGGGACAGAACAUGCACCAACCCUGCACCAGCGAACGGAGGGGCAGACUGUGACGGACCUGCUCAGGAGACACAGGCAUGUGACACGGGGGUGGCUUGUCCAGUUGACGGUGGUUGGUCCGACUGGGGUCCAUGGUCUACCUGCACCGUGACGUGUGGAAACGGGACGGAGACUCGGGACAGAACCUGCACCAACCCUGCACCAGAGAACGGUGGGACAGACUGUGACGGACCUGCUCAGGAGACACAGGCAUGUGACACGGAGGUGUCUUGUCCAGUUGAUGGCGGUUGGUCCGACUGGUUCGCAUGGUCUGGCUGCAGCGUGACGUGUGGAGUCGGGACGGAGACUCGGGACAGAACCUGCACCAACCCUGCACCAGAGAACGGUGGGGCAGACUGUGACGGACCUGCUCAGGAGACACAAGCAUGUGACAAGGGGGUGCCGUGUCCAGUUGACGGCGGUUGGUCCGACUGGGGCGCAUGGUUCGCCUGCAGCGUGACGUGUGGAGUAGGGACGGAG
This is a messenger RNA of Branchiostoma belcheri (Belcher's lancelet), 1347 nucleotides long. Its product is annotated as coadhesin-like. Lineage: Eukaryota; Metazoa; Chordata; Leptocardii; Amphioxiformes; Branchiostomatidae. The record is from RefSeq and is a predicted model, not a curated record. The transcript is spliced from 9 exons. The annotation marks the transcript as partial.